AUGAUAAAAAGUGAUAUUAUGUAUAAUUUAAACGUAGACUUGGCUACUUCGGCCCAAAACGCCGUCAACAGCCUCCUGGUAGAUAGUACAUCAAGCACGCCGCGUACGCCAGAGAUCCUAAAUUCCCUUAUAGCCAUGACCAAUCCCCUGGACAACUAUUCCUUUGACGAUUCCACGAAAAAGACACCGACCAAUGGUACAGCGAAUGGGCAUUUCAAUUCCAGUAGUGAUUCCAACAGCUCAAGUAGCAGCCAGGUGGAAUCACCAACGACGAACCCACCAAGUGUCCAACAUACUUGUUCCCAACUCAUUAAGGCUGGACUCAAACUAACGAUCGAGCAAAAACGAAAACAGCAGAGCGACGGAGAAGAUCUUCUCGACUUGGAUAAAAUAAAGAAGAUAAAGAAAAACGACUAUAGCGAAUCAGAAGAGGAUAAAAUAAAAACAGAAAACGGGUUAACGGCGGAAGACGAAGAAAGGCGAAGACGAAGAAGGGAACGUAACAAAAUCGCUGCAACGAAAUGCCGCUUGAAAAAAAGAGAGCGUACUGUUAACCUCAUCCAGGAAUCCGAGACCUUAGAAUCACAAAACAUUGAACUGAAAAGCCAAGUUCAGGAGUUACAGGCGGAAAAGCAAUCGUUGAUGAACAUGUUGUCCCUCCACAGGCCGCAGUGUCAGCACAAUAUUGGUCCAGUGACACGAGAUCAUAUCUACAGGCUUCCCCCAGUAAACACGGUCAUGGAAACGCACUCAUACAGCAGACCCUCUUCUGUAGAUCACACCAUAUACAGAACACAAAACCUCGAUUUCUGUACGCGGCCCACCAGUGUUGGGUUAGUGAAUCACCUCACUUACUCAAAACCUAAUUAUAAUAAACCGCCCAGUAUAAUAGUAGAAGAGAUAAACGAAAAUUACGAACUAACUCAGUUCACUAACCUCGACAGUUACCCUUAUAGUUCGUCCUAUAGUAACUCAGGUAUGGACAAUGGUUGUAUGGCGUGA
This is a messenger RNA of Diabrotica balteata, 1002 nucleotides long. The record is from the annotation of a GenBank genome assembly. Lineage: Eukaryota; Metazoa; Arthropoda; Insecta; Coleoptera; Chrysomelidae.